GAUUGACACUGUUGAACCCCACGGAAGUUCCUGUCUGGUUAUUAUUAGUGGUGCGCCCGCACUUGCUGGCCGGAAGAGAAGCUCUCUCCUUUUCACACAAAACAACAUACAAAAUACAACCAAUCAACCGCCACCAGUACCGGUACAUGGAGUAGAACGUUCACUGCCACCAUUAGACUCGACUCCGUUUCCACCGAGCACAGAAGCUUCUACCCCGCCAUUAUACGAAGUUAACAAUCCGCUAAUAGGAUACUCAUAUACCGAAAGAUGAUGCCUCCACGAGCUUGUCCCUCCAAUGUGGUUCGUCAAAUGGAUGUUCCCUCCAUGAUCACAACAACCACAUCAUCAAGAAGCCAUACUUCGGCAGACUUGCACGAAUCUCUGACAGUCGACGCCAUGGACUUUGAUCAUGACAGCCACGCAGACACACGGUCAGAUGCUUCGUCUUCCGCAAACUACUCUCAUCCUGACUCUUGCAGAAUAGAAGAAUCUCCAUCUUUCGGAACUACCAUUGCUAUUAGCCAUAUCACUCCUGCCUCCACGCCUCGCACUUCCGCUUCCUCCCAACAGAACGUACGGGUCAAUGUAGGAGGAGAGUACUUCUCGUUUCCGGAGUCCAGCUUUCAACGAUUUCAUUGUUUGCCUUGGAAACGGAAUGUAGAUGGUGUUCUGCAUCUCAACAGCACUGCCGCAGUGUUUGAAGUUCUGCUCGAUUACGUCCUCUUUGAAACACUCCCCGCCUACGAUACCAUGUCCAAGGAUGAGUUUCAAGAGUUUGAAACCAUGGCUCUCAGUAUGGGAGGCCUGACCAAACUCAUUGAACACUUUGAUCGCAAAGAUUCCUAUCUCGCCAAGGAGCUACGACAACGACGAAGCUUCUCCUUUAACAGCAAGAAGCAAGGCAACUUUUUGUUGAAUGGAGAACAGAGCCACAAGUCACCCAAUUCGGUACGAGCCACGCAAUGUGCCCGCUUUCUAGGGGCCAUUUGUGGAGUCGCCGAAUCCAUGCGACGACGACCAAGACAAGCCGGCAGUGGAGAUCCGGCAGUGGUCAAGAGACUCAAGCUGGGUCCAGGCAAAUGGUGUCACAAUGCCAUUAGCUAGACAGACAGACGCUGGACGCUUGCUGCUUCUAUGUGUCUUCUGUGGUGUUCCAGUGGAUCUACUUGUCUCUUCCCGUGUCUCUUUGGCGAACUGUAUAUCCUUGUGCAUUGCCUCCUUGUGUCUCUGUGGAGCCCAAUGGAUGGUGUUUAUACGUCUUUUUCAUUUUCUGCUAACUAUCUAAACAUCCAUGUAUCUACAUCU
Molecule: messenger RNA, 1305 nt
Organism: Seminavis robusta
Lineage: Eukaryota; Bacillariophyta; Bacillariophyceae; Naviculales; Naviculaceae
Source: the annotation of a GenBank genome assembly